Plasmodium knowlesi strain H is the source of this 3291-nucleotide messenger RNA. Its product is annotated as protein RIPR. Lineage: Eukaryota; Apicomplexa; Aconoidasida; Haemosporida; Plasmodiidae. The record is from RefSeq and is a predicted model, not a curated record. The coding region runs from base 1 to 3291 and encodes 1096 amino acids. The transcript has a single exon.
AUGAACUGUUGGGUGUGUGUCCUGCUACUCCUCGUUGGGGUGAGGAAGAGCAGAGCAAACGUCGUGGAGGAUGAUAUUUACUACCAGAAGGAGGAAGUGGACAAACUUACCUUCUCCCUUGAUCAUCGAGUGAGAGAUAACUCCAUUGAAGAAUGGCCGGAAGACACAAAUGGGGAAAAUGCCUAUGGGUAUAUAAACAAGGCAAUAACAAAAAUAUUCAGGGUAACCUCUGAAGAAGAAAAAAAAAAUUUUUUUUCUUUGAACAAAGAUUUGAAAACGUGUGAUUAUAUUAUCGAAAAGGGGUCCUUAAAGACGGACUUGAAAAAUAACAAGUGUUACAAGAAGAUCGUCUGUGGGGUUAUCCCUCACGCUAAUUACCUACAGGGGGAGUCCAAGAGCAAAGAGGGAAAGGAAUUAACCCAUUGCGCCUACAUGGAUGACACGAACAUUCUUAUUUACCACUUGGGGCAGCCACAACUACUGAAGCCAAAUGUUAUGUACCAAGAAAUAUUUUUCCAGGAAAGUGAAAAAGGAGUUAUCAACUGUCACGGAAUGGAUAUUAGCCUAAGGUAUGUAGGCAUUCACACUAAUGGCAAUAACAAUUGCAUACAAGACUACCUCCAUGAUCAUCUUAAAAAUUUAUGUAAUGGGAAAAAGUUGUGUGAAAUUGAUUUUAAAAUGGUGAAGCAUGAAAAAUGCAUACUGGGAUCCAAUUUCCUUAUCCACGUUAAUUACGAAUGCGUAGAUAGAUGCCAACAAAAAGAGAAUCAAACGUGUGACAUUUACAAAGGGGACGGACGCAUAGCUACUUGCAAAUACGGGUAUAACGCGCUUCCAGGUAUUAGUAAAAUUUGUGAAAAGAAUUACAAGUGUAAGAGUAGGAUUUGUUCGGUAAACGAGUUUUGUGACGAGUUAACGGAAUCGUGCGUGUGCAAAACUUCUCUUCUUCCGGUGGAGAAAACACAAUGUUCAUACAAGAACGUGUGUGACGCGAUUAAGUGUCCUACAAACUCCACUUGCGUUGUUGACGAGAACACGAAGAAGGGAGAGUGCAGGUGCGAAGAUGAUAAGUAUCUAUACAAAAACAAAUGCUAUAGCAUGGAAGAAUUGGAGAAACUCAUAAAGACACAGACCACUCCUCAGAACAAACCAUACAAAAAUGAACUCUUCAUCCGUUCCGCUUUAAAGCCUGAACAUAUUUACAUGCAUUGUGAGGAUGGCUAUUUCAUCGAGGUGGUUAAUGCAACUCUCUCCUGUUAUCACGUCCCGUUCAGGGAGAACAAAAUUAAGUACAUCACUGAUAGACUGCGGGAGAUUUGCAAUGGCAAGAGUAGGUGCUUUUUUGGAAACAGUGUGGACAAGGUGGUACCCCCCCUAGACCCCGCUAAUACGUGUGGCACGAAGGGAAAUAUUUAUCAGUACGAGUAUGUGUGUGUGGGUGCGUCAACCUGGGGCACCUCUUCAUCGGCAUUGUUACAACUCUCAGUAUUGGAACCAGGAAAGCCCCUUCCCUCCACGACUAGGCGCAUCAUGGAGAAAGGUGCAAUUUUUAGGAGCAGGUUCAACAGCCAAAUAGAAUGUCCAGGGGGAUUUAUAACAGUAAACAGGGCUCUUCUAAAAGGGGGUGACGGUUGCGAGGAUCUCGACCUAACGAAUUCAGUUAAGGAGUACUGUGACAAGCUAAGCUCUUGCGAUGUCGGAUUAAUGUACCACUUUGAUACCUACUGCAAAAAUGAUCAAUACCUGUUCCUGCACUACACUUGUGUGGACCUAUGCACAAGAUGUGGCCCUAAUUCUUCCUGCUAUGGCAACAAGCACAAAUAUAAGUGCUUCUGCAAUAGUCCCUAUGUAAAUAAAAAUAAUAAUUCCAAUUGUGAAGUACCACGAACAUGCAAUUCCCAGGUAUGUGGAAAAAAUCAAACUUGCAAAAUGAUCAAUAACAAACCGACAUGUAUAUGUGCAGACAAAUACCAAGAUGUGAAUGGUGUGUGUGUACCGGAAGAGAAGUGUGAUCUUCUGUGUCCCUCAAAUAAAUCAUGUUUAAUAGAAAAUGGAAAAAAAAUAUGCAAAUGUAUUAAUGGUUUGACUUUAGAGAACGGAGUUUGUAUCUGCUCCAAUGAAAACCAAAUUGAGGAUGGACAAUUAUGUUUGCCGAAAAAUAAAUGCAAACGGAAGGAAUACCAAAAUGCUUGUACAAAUGAGAAGGAACAAUGUGUGUAUGAUGAACAGAAAGAUAUUGUGAGGUGCGACUGUGUGGAUCACUUCCAGCGUAACGAUCGAGGAAUUUGUGUCCCAGUCGAGUACUGCAAAAAUGUCACCUGCAAGGAAAAUGAGAUUUGCAAAGUUAUAAACAACACACCCACGUGUGAAUGUAAGGAAAAUUUAAAAAGGAAUAAUAAGAACGAAUGUAUAUUCAAUAAUAUGUGUCUUGUUAAUAAAGGCAACUGUCCCCCUGAUUCAGAAUGUAUUUAUCACGAGAAAAAAAAGCAUGAGUGUUUGUGUCAUAAGAAGGGACUCGUCGCUAUUAAUGGAAAGUGUGUCUUGCAGGAUAUGUGCAGGACUGAUCAGAAUAAAUGUUCAGAAAAUUCCAUAUGCGUAAAUCAAGUAAAUAAAGAACCAUUAUGCAUAUGUUUGUUUAACUAUGAGAAAAGUAUAGCGGGUCUCUCCACUCAGGGGGCUCAUACGUGCGUGAUGAAUAAUCCGUGCCUCACAAAUAAUGGCGGCUGCUCGCCAAACGAGAUUUGCACACUUAAAAAUAGAAAAGUGGUUUGUUCCUGCGGGGAAAAUUAUCGUCCCAAGGGGAAGGAAAGCCAACUGGGUCCGAUGGCUCAGCGGGGUCAAUUAGGUAAACUGGGUCAACUGGGACAAUUGGGUCAACUUGGUCAACUUGGUCAACUUGGUAAACGUGGAAAACUGGGUCAACUUGGAAAUCCCCCCACACCAGAAGAUAAUGCAUGUAUUCCCAAAGCAUCCGAGGCGGACCAAACCUUCAGCUUCAAGUACAACGACGAUAUGGCCAUCAUUCUUGGAUCUUGCGGAAUCAUCCAGUUUUCACAAAAAAGUGAACAAGUCAUAUGGAAAAUUAGCAAGAGUCAUAACUUUUACAUUUUUAAUUAUGAGUACUCAUCUGAGGGUAUGUUGGAGGCACAAAUUGUUAACAAACAUACGAGUAGCAUUUUGUACUUAAAGAAAAGGCAAGGGGGGAAAGUCUUUUAUGCUGACUUUGAGUUGGCUCAUGAGGGAUGCUCCUAUGGAAACAUGUUUCCCUACAGUCACUCGAUGAUGGCUUAA